UGUUACGAGAUGUCAUGUCGUUAGGUUUUGUAUCCUUGCCAGUCCUCCCUUAGUGUGUUUGUCAAUGCAGCAGUUAGGUUUUGUAUCCUUGCCAGUCCUCCGUUAGUGUGUUCGUCAAUGCAGCAGUUACGUUUUGUAUCCUUGCCAGUCCUUCUUAGUGUGUUGGUCAAUGCAGCAGUCUGCAUACUGACUGACCUGGACGCCAACGAUGAGUUAUCAAUGCCAUCACCCUUGCCCCCCGGUUCAUCUCCCUGGACUCUGCCACCUUCCCCGCCACCAUCAAGCCCAUAGUCAGCACCUCGAUUAGACUCGACACCUGGAUUUCAGUGUGAUUAACCCCAUGACAGUGAAAAUCUGCCGUAAAUAGGUUAUCUGAAGUAGAAGUUACCACCUGUUUUCUGUCUUUUCUGUGUGCAGACAAGGAGCGCUGUCGGCUUUCCUCUGUGGAAUACCUGUGUUCCAUCUUUUCCCUUUUUAGAACUUCGCAGAUGAAGGGAGUGACUGGCUUUCCUCUGUAGCACCCAACCCUUGCCUUCCCCCACUGCCAAGCUCCUUGUGUCGCUGAGCGUGUGUAAUACUGUGUAUAGCGGCUUAGCCAAAAGAUCUUUGGAGAUGAGGAGGUUUGUGAAUUAUGCCCGACUAUAUUCUUUGUUUUGCUCCCAUUUUAUUUGCAUUGUAUUUCCAUUUCCGGCAGUCGUGACAUGUAGUUACUUCAGAGGGUAAUAGAAGUUCUCGAUCGAGUUUCUUCGAGCUCGCUUGCACAUAAGCAAGCCCUGUCAUGGUGUGAGAAGGUUUGCAGUCGCGAACAAAGGUUUGGUGCUGGAGAUGAUAGUCUAUUUUUGGUUGCGGAUUAGGGUGUGCUGUGGAGAAGGCGAUGUUUGGUGCGAGGUUUACUGUUGAAGGCGAAUGUACAGCGUUGAGGGUGAUGAUUGUGCAUGUGUAUGCCAGUUUGUUUGUGCGUCCCUGUAUGUGGGCAUUGCAAAAAUAUUCCCCACCACAGUGGUACACCAGGCCCUGGUCAUGUCCAAACUAACGCUCUCUGUGGCCACUUUACUUCUCUGAAGCUACCUUGUACAUCCGUGGCUUACCAUGACCAGCUUUCCAGAGUCCCACAUAGGAUUGAGGGCAUGGGGGAGGCGGGAGGGCAGACCACACGCAAACCGACCAAACAGGCAAACCAAGAAAAACGAGUCCCAAAAAGACGCCAGGAUCAGGAGGUGAACAAUAGGCUGGAGGGCACAGGGGAGGCGGGGAGGGCAGACGACAUGCAAACACACCAAGCAGGCAAACCAGCAAAAAAAUACGAGUCCCAAAAAAAUCGAAAGACCGGAAAAAGUAAAAGUUGAUGAUGACAUAUUGUUUUGUCGGAGUUGCACUGACUCAUCAGGAGGCUGAACCCUCGACAAUCUGCGGAAUGCCCAUAUCGAUGGUUUGGGUCAUGAACCCUUCGACCCAUGUUGAAGGCAGACUGUUCCCAAGCAGGACAUAGCAGCGGGCAGCAACUCAGUGAAGCACCAGGCGACGCUGUCGCUGCACAACUGCUUAUCGCCAAAGACGACUGCCAAGGAACGACAGGGCAAGCGGACAAGCAGCUCGGCAACCGUGCAGUGAAGCGCAAGGGGACACCAACAAGGCAAUCAGACCACAAGGCACACAAGCAAAGGACACGGAAAGGCGACAAGGCAAGCGGACAAGCAGCUCAGCAACCGUGCAGUGAAGCGCAGGGGGACACCAACAAGGCAAUCAGACCACAAGGCACGCAAGCAAAGGACACGAAAGGGCGACAGGGCAAGCGGACGAGCAGCUCGGCAACCGUGCAGUGAAGCGCAAGGCAAUAUCAACAAGGCAACCAAACCACGAGGCACGCAAGCAAAAGACACGGAAGGCAUGACCUGCUGCAAGUGUGAGGAUCUGAGUCCUUGGCAUGCCCGUAAGGGGCCCUUGCAGCAAGCCUUGAGCCUGCCCUAAGUGAAGGCGGGCCCACUCCAUCCCACGGAGGCCUGAAUAUUGCAAAAUUGCAGGCCUUGGUGGGUGCCAGGCAGUUACCACAUGCCAGUUGGUUACAUACGCCCUGCUUGCGAGCAUCAGAAUCUUCAGUGAGCCUUCUAGGCUCUACUCUUCUCUACGCGGAAGCAGGCCAUUCGGCCUAUCAGAAAGCAGGGAACACCUCACUGGGCGCCGGGUGGUUGGGCGCAUAUGCCCUGCUUGCGAGCAUCAGAAUCUUCAGUGAGCCUUCUAGGCUCUUCUCUUCUCGACGUGGAAGCAGGCCAUUCGGCCUAUCAGAAAGCAGGGAACACCUCACUGGGCGCCGGGUGGUUGGGCACUAACUGCUGCGGGCCCAGGCCACUGUAUGAACGGGCCUGGGCACAGACACUUUGGCCCACCUUGAAGCUAGAGGCAACACAUCUCAGUCCCUGCAUGAUUCGGACAAGCAAUUCAUUCAGGAAUGCCCAGCAACACAUUCAGACGCAGCAGCAACUCAUUCCACAGAUCGGUUACGCCAACUACUAACCAUAGAUCCGCAGUGGGCCACAAACACAUUGCAGGACGAAGGUUUCAAGACAUGCACUGCCCUUGCGUUGCACGACCCCCCUUUCGGCUCCCGGCUGAUCUGAAUUGACAAAACAACCAAUCUCACGCGCUCAUGGCCAAACAUACUUGACAAAUUGACAGAAGACAUAUCGGCAAUUUCAUGCUAUUCGAUUUUACUACAAUCAGAAGAAAGUUGAGCCAAGCGAACACAUUUGGCCUGAUUUCUUGCUCGCCCCAGGGGCCCUCGAGCGUAGGGCGAUUCCUUAUGAACAAAGAAGUCAUUCAGACAAUGGUGAUCUUCAGGAGUCCCGGGACCUGAUUGAGGCACUUAUUCACCAUGAAUAUUUGACUCUACCACUUGCUACUAUUCGCUAUGUUAGCGGGGAUAUCCCUCACUUGCUCUUUGAUUAUGUUCCAUUUGAAUUCUAUAGAUAUUCCAGCCUUCCAGGUUAAAAGAAGUGGCUGAUCGACUCCCGAUUGAGAAAAGACUGAAGGAAGCGUAUCUGAGAGCAUGCAGCUAGGAUUGUCCCAUAGCUACCUAUCAAGAGCCAAAACACUGGGUCCUCCACAUACUACAUAAAACUACGCACUGAGCAGAUGAGGAAGAACAAAAGCUCUCCGCUUUCACUGCAGUCCCUACUGCCAUCCGACACUACUACUACAUAUAUUGUCACCACAUCUCUACCGCACUCCCUUGUUAUAAACAGCUAACACCAUCCCAGCAAUCACAACCAUGGUUUACCCCACUGUCUGCUAUUGGUCUAGCUGCUGCUCUCUCGACUCUUUCAACCAUUGAUGCUAAUUACAGGUUGCAGAAGAUAAGUGCAGUCAUGGCAAGCAACAACGACAAAACAAGCGAAUGGAGUGCUCUUAAGGCCACACCGUUUGUCAACUACAAUUGCCAGGGGUACAAGGACAUUCAAGGACAUUCCCAACUUUGAGGACUACAAGACAGCAGCUGCAUCACAUAUUGCUCUUCAGCAACAAUUUUUUGGCAGUUGCACCAUGAUGUAAAUCACAUGUUGUCAGACAUCAUCCACAAUGUUCUAGCAGAUCGCCAAGACUUGAGAGAGACUCAGGUGGAAUUCGAUAUGGGAACUUUUCUGAAUAAGUCAUUUCUCAGAUGGAAUUCGAUACAGUUUUGAAAUGUGUUUUUUUUGAAAUUUUUUCACCUUUGUUUUCAACUAACUUCACAAGUCGGACUGUCAUGAACUAACAAAAUCUGGCAUGAUUU
Molecule: messenger RNA, 3766 nt
Organism: Chara braunii
Lineage: Eukaryota; Viridiplantae; Streptophyta; Charophyceae; Charales; Characeae
Source: the annotation of a GenBank genome assembly